GCCCUGCAGCCCUGUAUAUAAGAUCUGUCAGAGAAGGUGUGAGUAGCUCGUUUUGAAUAUGCAGUUCUCCUCCGUGGUUGCGUCCCCGAAGCUGGUGCUGCAGCUCUGCAUCAGCACCCUGCAAUGCAUUAUGGCGAGCGUCUUUUCAAUAGUUUGUUUCUGGACAGCAGGAGGCUGCAAGGGGACAACCUCCCCUGUUUCACCUGUUGACUGCCAGCUGGAGCAAAGGAAAGUCCAAAAUGCCACGACUCCAACAAGUGUCAACUAUCAUUUCACACGCAAGUGUAAUUACAAAUGUGGAUUUUGUUUCCACACUGCAAAAACCUCCUUUGUCCUGCCUCUAGAGGAAGCCAAGAGGGGCCUCAAACUUCUGAAGGAAUCUGGCAUGGAAAAGAUCAACUUCUCGGGAGGAGAGCCCUUCUUGCACGAAAAAGGAGAAUUUCUGGGGAAAUUAGUUCAGUUCUGUAAACUGGAUCUACAGCUCCCAAGUGUCAGCAUUGUCAGCAAUGGGAGCAUGAUCAAAGAAACAUGGUUCCAGAAAUAUGGUGACUAUCUGGAUAUCCUGGCCAUCUCCUGUGACAGUUUUGAUGAGGCAACCAACCAGCUGAUUGGAAGAGCUCAGGGCAGAAAGAGCCACGUCGACAACCUUCACAAGAUUCGCAACUGGUGCCUGCAGUACAAAGUGGCAUUCAAGAUCAACUCGGUCAUCAACACCUUCAACGUGGACGAAGACAUGACUGAGGCCAUCACCCAGCUUAACCCAGUCCGCUGGAAGGUGACUCACCCUGCUCGGUUUCGUUUUCGAUGUAUGUAA
Micropterus dolomieu (smallmouth bass) is the source of this 814-nucleotide messenger RNA. RefSeq names its product radical S-adenosyl methionine domain-containing protein 2-like. The transcript has 4 exons. The record is from RefSeq and is a predicted model, not a curated record. Bases 59 to 814 code for a protein of 251 amino acids. Lineage: Eukaryota; Metazoa; Chordata; Actinopteri; Centrarchiformes; Centrarchidae. Gene Ontology annotation, molecular function: catalytic activity; 4 iron, 4 sulfur cluster binding. Gene Ontology annotation, cellular component: endoplasmic reticulum; mitochondrion. Gene Ontology annotation, biological process: positive regulation of immune response; defense response to virus.